ACGCGGUUAACGUCGUUCGCAUCGAAUCUGCGCAGUAUAUAUAUACGUAUAUACACACACUACGUCAAUAUAUAGCUUACAAUCGACAUUGGCGGACGCGAGAGCAGCUGUCACGCGCGCGUCUUCUUGCUUAUGUAUUAUUACGUCUCUCCGACGCUUCUGUACUUUUUCUGACUCUUUUUUUUGCGUUCGUUCCUUGGUGUGCGUGGGUGCUCGAGGCAAAUAUAUAUAGAUACACUAGUAUACGUGGAAUGAUAUAAACUUCGUCAUCGUCGACUUCGUCAUCUUGUGACUUUGUGUGCUUUUUUGCGAACAGUUCGAUUGCUGACUGUGCGAGUGUUGUUUGUGAUACGAAUAAUACAUUAUAAAUCGAUGAAUGAUAAUUACAUAAUAAUUAAUAAUUAAAAAAAAGUGAUAAGGACGUUAUGCAGCUCGUUAGUGAGCAGUGACUCUGGUUUAUCGGAUUAUAAAAAUCGAAUCGCUCGGCGACAUGCCGAUUUCGCAGGCGAUCGAGCGGAGCAGCAGCACCGGUAGCAGAUAAACGACGCCAGCCUGUGCGUCGAGGAUCGAGGAGGAGGAGACGACAGGGAGUCAGGUGGCCCGAUCGAGGGCCCGCAUUCAUCGAGCAAAGGUCGAAAGCUGGCGACAGCUAAAGCCGCAAUCACGACGUCGUCACCGACGUCGAGCAACCACCAGGAGAGGCCCGAGGAGGCCGAGGAGGAGAGGAUGACGGCGACCGAGCAGCUGAGCGGCGCCGGCUCGCCCCAACAGUUCUGCCUGCGCUGGAACAACUACCAAACGAACCUCACCAACGUGUUCGAUCAGCUGCUGCAGUCGGAGAGCUUCGUCGACGUGACGCUCGCCUGCGACGGCAACUCCGUCAAAGCUCACAAGAUGGUACUGUCGGCCUGCAGCCCGUACUUCCAGACGCUCUUCUGCGACAACCCGUGCCAGCAUCCGAUCGUCAUCAUGAAGGACAUCAAGUGGCCAGAGCUCAAGGCCGCGGUCGAGUUCAUGUACAAGGGCGAGAUCAACGUGUCGCAGGAGCAAAUCGGGCCGCUGCUCAAGGUCGCCGAGACCCUGAAGAUCCGGGGCUUGGCCGACGUCGGCAGCGAGCACGAGCUCGCCAAAUCGGCCGAGGACCAGCUGAGCGUGGCCUCGGUGAGGGCCGCGCGCGAGCAGCAACGCGACCGCAGCAGCAGCGAUCAGCAGCAGCGAAAAAAGCGCCGACACAUGAACUCGCUGGAGCGAUCGCCGAGCAACGGCAGCCCGGAGCUGAGGGCCGCCUCGGAGGAGCGAGACUCGGCCAGCACCGGCGGCCAGGAGAGUCUGCACGGCGGCCUCGGGGGGCCCGGCUCGGCCUCGACGCCUCGCUCCCUCGGUUCGCCCAGCGUGCCCAGCAUCUCCGUGACGCCCCAGAUCAACCUGCACGAGCUGCCGGGCAGUCUGGCCCUGAGCCUGCAGUCGGGCUCGUCGACGCCCCACGGCAUGUCCUCGUCCACCUCGGCGCAGUCGCAGGCGGCGGCCGCCUCGCUGCUCGUCGGUCAUCACGUGGCGCCCGGUGUGGCAGCCGCCGCUGCGGCCGCGGCAGCUGCUGCCGCCGCAGCCGGUCACGUGACCCCGGCUAGCACGCCGGUGAACCACCUCAACGCCCACGUGGUGGCCCAGCAACUGUCGGCUGCCCAGCAGCAGCACCGCCAGCAGGAGCAGCAGCAGCAACAGCAGCAGCAGCACCAUCGGGGCCAGCAGCAGCAACAGCCGACCUCGCAGGAGCCGCAUCAUCAUCAGUCGUUAGUGCAUCAUCAUCAUCAUCAGCAGCCGCAGCAGCAUCACCCGAGUAUCGGUGACGAUCUCGAGAUCAAGCCUGGCAUCGCAGAAAUGAUACGCGAGGAAGAAAGGGCCAAGUUGCUGGAAUCGUCCCACGCCUGGCUCGGAGCAUCUACCUCUAGUAUAGCAGACAGUUACCAGUACCAGUUGCAGUCGAUGUGGCAAAAGUGCUGGAAUACCAAUCAAAGUCUCGUGCACAAUCUGCGCUUUCGCGAGCGAGGCCCGCUCAAGUCCUGGCGCCCGGAAACGAUGGCCGAGGCAAUUUUCAGCGUGCUGAAGGAGGGACUCUCGCUCAGCCAGGCGGCCAGGAAAUACGAUAUUCCAUACCCGACGUUCGUACUUUAUGCGAAUCGAGUUCACAACAUGCUCGGGCCAAGCGCUGAUGGUGGAGCGGAUUGUAUGAUUGCAGACCUACGGCCAAAAGGUCGAGGUAGGCCACAGAGGAUUUUGCUCGGCAUCUGGCCGGACGAGCACAUCCGCGGCGUGAUUCGCGCGGUGGUCUUCCGCGACGGCCACUCGCCCCAUCACAUGGUCAAGGAGGAGCAGCAGCCCAUGUAUCCGGCGGCGCUUGCGAAUUACGCCGGCGCCUGCAACGGACCCGAGGGAGCGGUUAGUCCCUCGGCAGCCGCCGCCGCGGUCGCAGCCGUCGCUCAAGGUUUGAGACAUCAGAUGUGCAGUAUGGUGGCUGCGGCCCACUCUCAGCACGACAUACUCUCGGCGACGAAUCUCUCGACGAGUCUGUCGUCGAACCUCCAGGCGGCCAUGCAGCAGGCCAGUCAGCAGCAAGCGGCGGUAGCUCAACAGCAUCAAGCGGCCCAAGUGGCCCAGCAGCAGGCCGCCCAACAGCACCAGCUUCACCAGCAACUACAGCAGCAGCAGCAACAGCAGCAACAGCAACAACAGCAACAACAGCAACAACAACAGCAGCAACAGUCGCAGUCUCAAUCGCACCAUCACCUGCAUCACAACAACAGCGGCAAUUCGGCUUUGGGAAGCGGAAGUAUGUUGCCACCGAGUGCGACACCGACCCCCGCGUCUCACGGUAAUUCGCCAUUGAAUCUCGGUCUGGGCAGUCCUGGCUCGGGUGGACCUCCGGAAUCGCCACUCGAGUCGCCUCUGGCGUCGCCGCUGGGCGCCCUGAUGGAGGGAGCCGCGGCCCACCUGACGUCGAGCGUCGAGGUAGGCAUCGGCGUCAGCGGCAUGGCAGCCGCAUACAAACCGUCGUCGCGCAGCUUCGUCAGUCCGCGACCCGAGCCGCUUUUCCAGGAGGAUCUGUCGGAGCUUGUGAAAAGCUCGCACGCGGCCCUCAAGGAGAAGGACAAGAUCGCCGUCAAACUCGAGCCCCUGGCCGAUUCUCGGUGCGAAUAGUAGGCAAGGUACGGUGGAGUUGCAAGUCUGCAACAACAGCAGCAACAGCAAGAGCAGCAACUCCACCAAUUGCAGCAGCAGCAGCAGCAGCAGUCGAUGCAACAACAACAACAGCAGCAGCAGCAGCAGCAGCUUCUUCCAGGCAAUUCAGCACAGAUGCCGCACUCUAGCCACGACGGUCUCGACUAUCGAAAGCUCACCUUGCCCGAGCGUCUCUUCAACAUUUAAGAAAAGUCAGAGUCGUGCAAUCCAGAACCUAACGUAAGAUGGAACUUCUCGUUUAUUUUAUGUCGCAAGCCGCUCGAGCGUCUGCGUCUCUGUACAUAGUAAUAAAUAUUUAAUUACGUGUAGUCGAUUUGUAUGUGAUGUAAUAAUGAAAAUAGCCUGUAAGAGCUAUAGUAUAGAUGUAUACAUAAACGCGCCUAGGGUACGAAGAAAAGAGAGAAGAGGCUUCAGCAAUCAAAAAAACAAGUGACAGAGAUGAAACUGAUCCACAUUUAAUUUAUAUUAUAUUAUUAUUAUGUGAACAAGGAAAUAACGAUACUGAUGAUAAAGUACGUAUAUACAUAUGAUAAUUAUAAACGAUACUGGAUCGCGGCGAUGCAUGUGUAGCAGUCGAGUGUGCGCGCGGACUCCUUCCUUUUAAUCGAAAAAGCGGCCUCGGUGAUUCACGCCGGGUCUGCAAUGCGAUAUUAAUUAUAUAUUUCCAAUUAAAUUUAUAUCAUAUUUACGAUAGGUAUCUCGUAGAAAAAAUAAAUGUAGUGACAUACACACCACCCACACUCAAAUGAAAAAAAAGUAAAAGUAAGUCCCUUCAUUUUCUCGGGUAUCAACGUGUAUACGUGUCGAGCUACAUAGCUACGUUUAUUAAAUUAUACGAUUUAAAUGCCGCACUAUUAUCGUAUUUAUCGUAUGUACGCGUGUGCAUACUCAAAAAAAUCGAAUGAGCAGAUGAACGAUGAAUGAGUUGCGUCUCUUCUCAUAGUAAAAAUAUAUAUAUGAAAUUAAUAUUAGUGUGGGGGGAUACGUAAUUGUACGUGAAACUUUUGAUUUUGUAACUGGUAAGAAAAAAAUAAAAAAAAUAAAACAGUGGCGGGACGUUCAACAAGUGCAAGUACUAUAUUACAAUUAUACAUAUUAUAAAUAAAACAAAAACAUAUAAAUAUUGAAAAUAUUAUAUAAAUAUAUUAUAUACAUAUUACAAAAUAUAUAUAUUAUUUAUACGUAAACGCAUAGGCAAUUACCAUAUACGUUAUAAAGCCAAAUGUAUAUUAGUCGGUAAGGGGUCGCAAGCAUAAAAUACGUUCAAACACGUAGAAACGAGUGUGAACGCGCGAUCGUUCCGUUAAAGAAAAAUAAAUCUUAUUUCUGUGGACAUACGACGGCAACGCACUCGUUAACGAUCUAGCAGUCGAAUUACACAUACUUUGUAGAAAUACGUGAAAGACGCGAGCCAACAUUUACACAUUCAUGGAUCACACAUUCAUCAUAAUAGACCCGAAAAUUCAAUAAGCCAGAUAGAGCAGCGUCAUUUUUCCACAGCUUGACGGAACGGUAUCUUUAUACGAUGGUGCAAUAUAAUAUAAUAUUAUAUAGUAAUCUCGGAAAUGACACGUAUGUUACAGAACUCAUCGAGUCGCUCUCUUUUCUUAGCAUGAAAAAAACAUAAUAUCGCAUGAACAAUUUGCAAACGAUAUCUCAAUAUACAUAAAUACAUAGUUCUCUCAUUUCUCAUCAGAUCUCAAUUAAUAAAAAAUAAAAAUACAUGUAUACAUGCCGGAUUCGACAACAUUCCUUCUUCGAAUAGUCUUUUUCGCUCCCUAAAGUUACUUUUCCGCGAUGUAACAUAAUUUACUUAUGCUUGCGAGGGAUGGCGAGCAAAUAUGUAUGAAACAAUUUCAUCUGGCAUGAUCAACAAGCGAAGUUAUUGCUCUUUCAUAAACAUGAGUAUACGGGGUGAUUGUGACCAAAAGUAGAUUUUAAAUAAUUAUCGUAACUCGAUAUGCUCCAUGAAAGCUUAUUUUUGUGAAUUUAUAAAUUAAAAAAAAGAUCGAAUCAUACAUAAAAGUGAAAAUUACACGAAAUUGUUUCUUAAGGGCAAGUCGAAAAAAGAUUAUCGCGUGUACGAACUUUUUGAAAUGAUACUGCGAAAAAUAAAUUUUUCUUGUGCAUGUGAGCAGUGAUAGGAAGAAUAUUAAGCAAACACGUUAUUAAGUAUUGCCUUCCUGCCAUAUUUGGGGUAUGCCAAGUAUAAAAAUUAUAAGGUUUAGGAAUAACUAAAAAAUAUUAAAAUUAAAGCCUGUGUGCAAAUGAGUUACAGCAUGAAUGUGAUAAUCGAGUAGGUAGAUUUUUGAGACACAAUCCAAGUAGGAAUAGGUAAACUUCAUGAAAGUUCGAAUGUAAAAAAAGACACAAGAGGCGACGAGCAUGGAGGUGCUUCUUUUUUGGCAGAGUCAAACUAUUUUUCAAAAUUUAGUAAAUAAAAACCGCGUGGCUUUGAGAAACAAAAAAUGCACAGUGAUAACAAAAUUUUCGGUUUAGAACUUUAUGAUUAAAAAAACACACGAGGCCUUCGCCAGCUCAGAAAACAAAAAAUUAAAAAAAUUCAGUAAACAAAACUACUUAAAAUCGCAUUUACGAGUUUAGAUCAUUGAUAAGCUUUGUAAUUGUGAAACGGAGAAUCCAAAAUGAAAACAUUCGAAGUGGCCUUCGUGAGUGUCGCAAAAGCUAAAAGCCCUUAAAAAUGUGUAUAGUCGUCGCGUUUUACGAGAUUUUUUUUCCAAACGAUACAUGUUCUCCAUGUUUUUCGGAACUUUGCAAAAUACAUGAUAAUUAGAAAAUCGUGAUUACAUUUUUGAAUAACUAAUACAAGGCGCUGGCUGAAAAAGGAUGCAUUUUAUGAUUCUGAAAAAGUAUUACGAUUAUUAACUUUCUUGAACUAUACAAAUAAUAUUCUUGAUACAACACAUUUUGCACGUCAAAAUUUGAACCUUAUUACAAGUAUUCGCAAUUGAGUUAUCGACAGAGAAAUCAAUUCUAGUCAAAUCUUUCGUGUUUAGGAGCGAAAUUUUUUAAUUAAAUUGUAUUUCAUUUGUAUACUUAUUCUAUUAUCUUCCGAAAAAUUUAUAAAAAAAUGUCAAUGGUCUUGGCUUGAAAAGUAUUUAGAAUAAAAAGUGAGAUUCUGGGACUGUCUUUGGAAAUAUUUUAAAAAUGUACAGCUAUACUUGAUAAAAAGAAAAACUAGCUAUUUUUACUUUUAAAAAUAUUCGAGUUGCUAAAAUGUAUCUAAUCUCAAAAAAAAAGGAUACGAUAUAAAGUUUAGGCAUAAUAUGUGUUCAAAAACAAAAUGUUAUAAAAAAACCAAAUCUAAAGUGAGUUUAAAAUGUUUGUAGCGGUUAGCAAGUCAUAGUGUGUAUCUAAAUUAGAAAAAAAUGAACUGUUUCGUCUUAAAGGAAAGCGAUGAACUGUAUAAAAAAAUGACGUGAAAAAGUAGAAAGUGCCUUCCUACCAAAAAAAACUAAGAAAAGAGUCUCGUAGAUCGUGACCACUUGUAAAAUGAUGGAAGUCAAAAUUUUUACAUUAGUGUGUGCUGUUGUGAUCAUUUGCAAUCGCGUUGGAUUUACGCGAAUUUUAAAAUUUUUCAAAUAUUCAGUGAAUCCGUGAAACGGAAGAAUAUUAAAUGUCAUUGCAAAGUAUCGAUUGAAUGAAACGUGUAUGAAUGCUGUACUGAAUAACAAUAGUCAAAAUGACAAAAUUUCAUUUUUGGACAAAAACUCACAUCGGUACUACCCUAAAUGGCAUGUCUUUUUUAAACGAUUUUCGACUUAUUUUCCGUUAACUUCUUGUAUAGUAAAAAAUAUUAAAUAAGCGAUAAAGAAAAAAUGUAGCAGGAAGAACGAGGUAAAAAUUUGAAGAAAAUA
Molecule: messenger RNA, 7115 nt
Organism: Trichogramma pretiosum
Lineage: Eukaryota; Metazoa; Arthropoda; Insecta; Hymenoptera; Trichogrammatidae
Gene: bab1
Product: protein bric-a-brac 1
Exons: 6
Coding region: 727-3195 (822 amino acids)
Biological process (GO): regulation of transcription by RNA polymerase II
Cellular component (GO): nucleus
Molecular function (GO): protein binding; DNA binding
Source: RefSeq, a predicted model, not a curated record